AUGACAUAUGUUGGAAAUUUAGAUCCUUUCACAAUUGAAAUUCAUGGUGAUUGGACACCAAAACAAAAACGAAAAUCCCAUAAUCAAAUAAGACAUGUUAGCAUAAAUAGAGUUCAAUACUUUGAAAUGAAAACCCAAUUAGAUGAUAUAAAUUUUAUAUUUGAUAUCGAACUUUAUAAUAAAUAUUCUGACCAUACUUGGACAUCUAUAAAACGUGAUAAAAACUAUUAUUUACAAAUCUCUAUCAAAGAAAAUUCUAAAUUAAGACAAAUAUCAUACACAACAUUAUUAAAGGAAAACGGAUUUAGUAAUAAAUUUGGUAGUCAAUCGUUAAAAAAAAAAUCUUGA
Molecule: messenger RNA, 348 nt
Organism: Scutellospora calospora
Lineage: Eukaryota; Fungi; Glomeromycota; Glomeromycetes; Diversisporales; Gigasporaceae
Source: the annotation of a GenBank genome assembly